Molecule: messenger RNA, 2628 nt
Organism: Xyrauchen texanus (razorback sucker)
Lineage: Eukaryota; Metazoa; Chordata; Actinopteri; Cypriniformes; Catostomidae
Gene: crbn
Product: cereblon
Exons: 11
Coding region: 26-1366 (446 amino acids)
Biological process (GO): protein ubiquitination
Cellular component (GO): Cul4A-RING E3 ubiquitin ligase complex
Source: RefSeq, a predicted model, not a curated record
GAGAGUGGAUUGUAAACAAACGGCUAUGGCUGCUGAGAGGGGCGGAGGCGACAACAAUAUUAACGACGAAAUGGGGAACCAGCUACAGCUCCUGCCAGAAAAUGAAGAGGAGGAGGAGGAUGACAUGGAGAUGGAGGAUCGAGAUGGUGAGGAUGCAGAAAAGCCAAGUAUUAUAAACUUUGACACGAGUCUGCCAACGUCACAUGCUUAUCUGGGCUCAGACAUGGAGGAGUUUCACGGCCGCACUCUGCACGAUGAAGAAAGUGUGCAGAAUCUGCCCGUUCUUCCCCACGUUGCUCUUAUACUGAUCCCAGGUCAGACGCUACCCUUGCAACUUUUCCGACCACAGGAGGUCAGCAUGUUCCGCACCCUCAUAAGCCAAGAUCGCACAUUUGCAGUGCUUGCACACAGUCCUGAUGACAGUGGAGGAGCGAUAAAGGCAGAGUUUGGGACGACUGCAGAGAUCUAUGCAUUUCGAGAGGAACAGGAGUAUGGCAUAGAGACAGUGAAGAUAAAAGCCAUUGGACGGCAACGCUUCAGAGUGCAUGAUAUACGCACACAAGCAGAUGGGAUUCGCCAGGCAAAAGUGCAAAUUUUACCUGAGAGGAUUCUGCCAGACCCUUUAUGUGGACUGCAAUCCCAGCCAUGCUUACACACACACAUGCCACAGACCAGACACUCACAAACAACAACACCACAAGUCCGGUGCAGCCAGACCUAUAAACAGAAGCAGCUCCAUUGUGCUAGUAUGACCUCAUGGCCUCCCUGGGUGUAUGCCCUUUAUGACUCUAAAACUCUAAUGAGCAGAGUAAAGAAACAACUCCACGAAUGGGAUGAAAACCUGAAAGAUGAGUCCCUUCCCACAAAUCCCACAGAUUUCUCAUACAGGGUGGCUGCAUGUCUGCCAAUAGAUGAUGCUUUAAGAUUGCAGCUACUGAAGAUUAGCAGUGCCAUUCAGAGACUUCGCUGUGAGUUGGACAUUAUGGACAGGUGCACCUCUCUGUGCUGCAAACAGUGUCAGGAUACAGAGAUAACCAGCAAGAAUGAAAUCUUCAGUCUGUCUCUGUAUGGGCCAAUGGCAGCAUAUGUGAAUCCCCAUGGAUAUGUUCAUGAGACACUUACGGUCUACAAGGCCAACAAUCUCAACCUGAUCGGACGACCUUCCACACUGCAUAGUUGGUUUCCAGGGUAUGCAUGGACAAUUGCUCAGUGCAGAACCUGUGGUUCUCAUAUGGGCUGGAAGUUCUCAGCUGUAAAGAAGGAUCUGAGACCACCUCGUUUCUGGGGGUUGACUCGUUCUGCCCUGUUACCAACAAUCCCACAAGGCGAGGAGGGAGUCGAGGGGUCACGCUUACUGUGCCUGUGACAUAAUCUGUGGAUUGUCUGUGACCUUUUAACCCUACUGCCCACAAACACAAGCAUAUAUGCUCCCCUGGGGGUUUCUUUUAUCACCCCCAAAAACAUUUGACUUCAAAACCUCACCCAGAGAGGGAGAGCAAAUGUGUUUGUGAGAUUAUGUGUAGAUGCAUGCAUAAAUAGGGAGAGUAAGGAAAAGGAGACAGGGAAGCGCAAGGCACUGGAAUAGAAAGAAUGACAGUUCACAAGUUGUUGCCUUCACACACUCAGUGCUGUGUAAAUUACAGCCCGAUAUGUGCAAUAUCAUAUGAGGUGAGCUCUAUGAAAUUAUGGUCUGUUGUAAAGUACUCAUUUACAGUCUCAGCACCUUUUCACUCAUUGUUGCUGCCUAGAACAGUCAUUGAUGCUCUUUAAGCAUCUAGUGGACUAGACAGUAGGCCAUGCAAUGGCAUAAAAAAAUGUGUCCACAAAUAUAAUUAGAGAAGUGAUCUUUCAUGCACACUUUUAGUGACAUGAUCAACAAUCUGAAAUAGAAAAAGGAAAGGCACACCAGCACAGCUUCCAUGAACAGGAUUUUUAAUUGAUAAGUAGUGACAUUUCGAGCAUACCGCUCUACCACAGACUCAACAAUCUGAACAUGCUGAAUGCUUCAAACAAUCAAAUGAUAUUGCUUGUCUUAGCUCCUGGAAAACAGUUUAGAAAAUCUAAACUGCUUGAACUAAAUAAUUCCACAGAUGCUUGUUAUGCGCUUGUACUGUGGAUAGACUUCUUCCAGUAACUACCGGACAGAUUUGACAGCCAGUGAAUAAUAAUGGAGAUAUCACGGAGUUGCCCUUUAUGUUAUUGAGGCUCAAUAUCAGUGUAAUUUUCAAAAUGUAUUUUAUUUUUCUCAAUAUCUGUUUUGUUUUGUCCUUUUUUUUUCUAUUUUCCAUUUAAUUGUAAGAUAUGAUGUAUAUGUGUGUUCAGAGCCACAAACAUGUAUUAAGAUGUGUGUAUCCAGGUGGGUGUGUGUGUGUAUAAGCUGCAGUCUGGAUAGAGAAAUGUCUUUAAAAAAAAUAUACAAAAACCUCUUUUCACUUAUUCAUUCAAUGGGGUUCAAAAUACAUCAUUUAUGCAGUAAAUGCGUUCUGCAUACACACGUGCACAUUCUCCAGUAGUUAAUUACUUAAUCUGUAAUAAGAAGAAAACACAAACUUACACAGGGAUCUGUACUGUCCAAGAUAUCGAUUCUGUUGAGUGCUGAUAAAUUCUCACCAAUAAAUCAUCUCUGAA